UACAACUCAAAUGCCCAAAAAUAGCCCACCGUGAUUAUUGAACCAUUUGGGCCAAAAGUAAAAAGUAAAAUGAAGCCUCCAGCUUCAUCCUCAGCCUCUGAAAGGCAACGAAAAGAAAACCGCUAUUGUCUUAAAACCUAAAUUAAUUGACAAAAACCUAAAAAGGGAAACUAAACUCAAUCGCUGUGUACACAUAAUCGUGAUUAAGAACCAUAAUCCGCUUUUUAAAACCAAAAAUCAAUAAUUUAAGAGCAGGGAAGAAGAAAAGCUUUUUACCCGCAAUUUCCCCCUCCUCCACCCGCCGCCGCCCGGGGUAAAAAAAAUGGGUUGCGGGAAAUCGAAACACGCCGUCGCCACGGCCACCGCUCCCACCGCCGUGACCCGAAAGAGAUCGACCGCCAAGAAGAGUACAGGAGACGCGAGCAAGGACAGGCGAGAAGACGACAUCCCGUCGCCGUCGCCGCCGCUGCCGGAUCAAAACUUAUCAAGCGAAGAUAACGGCAAUGCGGCCGCGGGGGAGGCGAAGCGAGAAGCGGAGCCGGGGAAAUUGAUAUCCCGAGGGUCGCCGAGCGGGGUGUUCUCGUCGCACAAGGACGCGGAACUCAUCGCCGCCGCCAUCGGCGACGCGAAAUCGGAUGGCGACGAUUCGGAGUACGGUUCCCCGCGGGCUGAGUCGGCGGGGAGCGACGAUGCACUACCGGAAUUGAACGUUCACAAUGCCGCUGCAGAUGGGGGAGAGAAAGCCGCCGCGGCGGUGGUGGAGGCAGCGAGGGAAGGCGCGGCCGCCGUCGAAUCUGCAGCUCCGGAGACGAAGCUGCAGCACAAGGACGGUGAUAGCAAGGUGGAGGAGGUGAAAUUGGAAGGUUCGUCGGCGGAAAUUGGCAAGGCAAUGUGAAAACGAAAUCGCUAAUCUGAAUGUUUAUGGUUUCUAUUGUUUUGAAUUGAUUGAUUACUCAAUUUCCAAUGACAAUCGUCCAUUUUUUUAAUGUCACUGCUUAUUUGAUUGCCUAUCAUUCUGCCUACAAUUCUAUACAUUGCCAAAGUGAUUCAAAGGAUUUCUGAAUGAAGGAAUUGAUUAGAG
Linum trigynum is the source of this 1081-nucleotide messenger RNA. NCBI's taxonomy places the organism in Eukaryota, Viridiplantae, Streptophyta, Magnoliopsida, Malpighiales, Linaceae. The record is from the annotation of a GenBank genome assembly.